AUGCUUCUCGGUCUUCAACAGCCACCUAUCUCGCAAGCACCUCUAGCGAUAGCAAUAUUAUGUGAGUCCUUCUACGUGCUGCUAGAAUAUGCGAAGACGGCCAUGUUCAUGUGGUUUCUGCUCGAGGGAGUUACUCUUCACAACAUGGUCGCCAUUGCAGUCUUCUCUAGUAAACCGAACUACGUCAUCUACUAUCUGGCCGGAUGGGGGGUUCCAGCAGUCAUCACAAACAUAUGGGCUGUUGUACAGGGACUUCUAAACCCCAACCAAGUGUGCUGGUUCGGCUAUAACAUCUUAAAGAUAUAUUGGAUUAUGGAUGGCCCCCGAACAGCCGUGAUCAUCUUAAACAUCGGAUUCCUGCUGAAUAUAAUCAGAGUUCUCGUUACGAAGAUGAGAGCUACACAUUCGAGUGAAGCGGAACAAGCCAGGUCGCUGAAGUCGCAUCGGACGAGGAUUCACAGGAACCUGUUUUUCGCGAUGCUCGUUCAGGUGAUGGUCAGGUUGAUCGUGUACACGGACCAGUACGCCACGCGCAGCCAGGCGGACGGAUUCGCUAGCACCAAGCGCAGCGGCAUCGACAACACGAAAAGCUGUCAAGGAAUCAUUAACGGGAUGGAGGCCAUGUCGGGUCCACUGGAUAAGGACAUCAUUCUCUUUGCGGUCUGGUCGUUCGGUGUUCACUUCCUUGUCGCCUUCCAAGGAUUCUUCAUAUCUCUCGCCUACUGCUUCCUCAACGAAGAGGGUCACACGAUCACGCAUUACCAAGGUGAUCUCAUUAUUUCUGCAAAGCCGCGGACGCCAAAUAACAAAAGUAGCCCGGAUGCGGAUGCGGAUCUACUGGUAGCAUCAACGACCUUAGCCGAGGCUAGGUUGUGA
Molecule: messenger RNA, 876 nt
Organism: Priapulus caudatus
Lineage: Eukaryota; Metazoa; Priapulida; Priapulimorpha; Priapulimorphida; Priapulidae
Product: PDF receptor-like
Exons: 9
Coding region: 1-876 (291 amino acids)
Biological process (GO): cell surface receptor signaling pathway; adenylate cyclase-modulating G protein-coupled receptor signaling pathway
Cellular component (GO): plasma membrane
Molecular function (GO): G protein-coupled peptide receptor activity
Source: RefSeq, a predicted model, not a curated record